Molecule: messenger RNA, 377 nt
Organism: Racocetra fulgida
Lineage: Eukaryota; Fungi; Glomeromycota; Glomeromycetes; Diversisporales; Gigasporaceae
Source: the annotation of a GenBank genome assembly
UUUGCCAAAAAAAUACACCAAUAACCCGAAGAGCCGAAGGAAUAUUCCAGGAACCCGAAUCUGAAAGAGAAACAUCCAGAAAAGAUGUUAAUAGAGAACGCCAAAGAGAUGCUUCUGAACCCGGAGAGCCAAAGAAAUACUCCAAGAACCCUGAACCUAAAAGAGAAUCAUCCAGAAAUAGUAUUACCAAAGAAAUAUUCCAAGAACCCGAACCUAAAAGAAAAUCAUCCAGAGAAGAUGUUAGAAUACUCCAAGAAACUGAACUUGGAAGAGAAUACCAAGAAAGAAAAAAAGCAUCACCUAAUGAAGACUUACUAGAAACGCUGAAAAAAUAUUUUAAAACUGAAAUUGCCGUAGAGAUACUCCAAAAAGCCUGA